This is a messenger RNA of Sphenostylis stenocarpa, 213 nucleotides long. Lineage: Eukaryota; Viridiplantae; Streptophyta; Magnoliopsida; Fabales; Fabaceae. The record is from the annotation of a GenBank genome assembly.
AUGCGAGUGCAUGCACAAUCCUUUAUAAUUUUUCGAAAAGGCAAAAACACUGAAAAAGUAGUUUUUCCUACGCCAGAUGGAGAAUUGUCUAGUGUCGAGAAAUACACGUGGCGUUGGAAUCCAAUUCCUACGCGGAGAUUCUUCCAGGUCACACCCACAAAAGCACAGAAUCUUCUCCCAAACAAUAAGGUUCGCGCUCUCGCUGCUCUGUAA